AUGCCCGAACGCUUCAAUCCUGCCUCCACCACAGUGAUGCCUGUCAUUGAAGGGUGCAUGCUCACAAACUUGCUCAAGAAUGCGACCGGCGACGAGGAGAACUCGGAGAAGACGCAGUGCAUGAGGAGCAGAAAGUCGGAUGCGCUAUGGCUACGCAAUCGCCACAGGAUGCAUGUGCAUGAACUUGCUCGCGAGAAGGCGGUCGGUGGCAAGGAGAACUCAGAGAAGACGCGGUGCAUGGGGAGUGGGAAGUCAGACACGCUAUGGCUAUGCAAUCGCUGCAGGAUGCAUGGUGCAUGCGCACAAACUCACUCGAGAAGGGGACCGGUGACGAGGAGAACUCAGAGAAGAUGCAGCGCAUGGGGAGUGGAAAGUCAGACAUGCUAUGGCUAUGCAAUCGCCACAGGGUGCAUGCACACGAACUUGCUCGAGAAGGCAACCGGCGAUGAGGAGAACUCAGGGAAGACGUGGCGCAUGAGGAGCAGAAAGUCAGAUGCGCUAUGGCUACACAAUCGCCGCAGGAUGCAUGUGCAUGAACUCACUCAUGAGAAGGCGGCUGGUGGCGAGGAGAACUCAGAGAAGACGCGGUGCAUGAGGAGUGGGAAGUCAGACGCGCUACGGCUACGCAAUCGCCGCAGCAGAGAAACACUGUUGACAGAGAUGCAUUUUAUCUGCUCCUACCAUGGCCAGUUCAGGCUCACACUCAUGUACCAGAAUGUUUUCAAGGAUGCGAUGCAGGCAGUCGGCAAUGUCAUGGGUCUCAUCAACAGCAUCAUCACCGCCGACCGCACAUCGCUGUCCUGUCUCAAGACAUCAUUGCUCGAUGAAGAUGAAGGCUCCGAUAUCGAAUCCUCAUUCUUUGAUGAAGAAUAUCGAAGUGCUGACAACGAACCUGACGGUAGGCAAGAACAUCAAGAUCCUCUCAUUAUGCCUGAAGACAAUGCAACGAUUGAAGACUUUCGAGCUACUAAUGUUUUCGGACAGGCUCUACGUGACUUGCAGCUGCGCUACGUUUCGCUACAACAGCAGAUGCAAAAGCUCAAAGCACAUAACACUCAAUUGAAGAUAAAGUGUUCAAAACGCGGUGCUCACGCAAACCGUGAUACACAGUCGAAAGUGGUAGUGAAGUAUGACACCAAUAUACGUGCUCUAGGAAGAUGUUUUGGUGUGACCGUGUGGUCCUGGGUUCCUCCUGCAGCCUGGAGCUACACAGAACAUCCAGCCAUUGAUCCUGGAGAUGCUGACCAGUUCACCAAUCAGACAACAAGGGUGAUGGCACUAUCUGCAGAAAUGUUCGACUUUCUUGAUUUUCAAGCAGCCUUCAAUUUUGGUGUGGGACAAGGCAAGGCAACCACAAUUGGCAAUGUACGAUUGUCAGCAGGAGAGAUCUUUGGGUUGCCACAGGAAUGGUUCAGCUCUACAUAUGAUCGUGCUUCAAACCUGGACCUACAGCGGCUUCUGAAAGGAAACGGUGACAAAUACCUUCUUCUCACACCAGUACUGUUCCCUGCUGAAGUAUCCCAGAUUAUCAAAAUUGCGCUAUUUGGCAGAAAUGCCUUGCAUUCUGGCAGACGCUCAGGGCCAAAGACAUCUGGAGAAAAUUGGCAGAUUACUAGUACCACACCCCACAUGGUCGCUUGGGCAGCCAAUCUGGUAGAUACACAAUACAACCCGAAAGGGGCAAGAAGCGGAAUUGAUUAUCUGGGUAACUUUGACCGCUAUCUUCAACUGUUGCUAUCUUUGGAUCUGGCCAGACUAAAGAGCCUACUUGCAUUUCUAAAUGUGCUUAUCUUCAGUGACAAGGCCUCGGUAGUGCACAAUGAAACUGAAGAUGACACAGAUUUAGACGUAAUAGCACAAGAGAUGAAUGCCUGUGCCAUCACCAUGACACGUAAUCCUGUUCCUGUCGCUCCACUCACUCACACCACUGUGACUGAUGAACAUGGCUCAUUUUUCACUAAUACAAUCACUCGAACUAUGGCUCUCGCCCACACGGUUUCCCCGCAUGCUGCUAUAAAUUAUGUGGCUGCAAUUCCCCGAGCACGCUCUGUCCCUGACCAUCAUGCCACCGCUGUUGAAGCUGAUCCCGCUGCUCAUACUCCCUUCACUUCGGCGAUGCGACCCCACCUCAGCCAUCCUCAAAUGGAAACCCCUCUUACUGUGGUGCAGACUCUGUCGUUGGCUCCAGGCUCGAGCUCCCAUGUGAACUAUCCAGGCACCGAAUCUACAGUUGAACAGCAGCUGCCGACGGCAUUCCAGAAGUUGAAUGUGCAGGAUUCCAUUGUGCAGAUGCCUAGGGCUGGGGCUGAAGUCAAAAUGAACCUGCCGAAGUGA
Messenger RNA from Laetiporus sulphureus 93-53, 2334 nucleotides. RefSeq lists its product as uncharacterized. The record is from RefSeq and is a predicted model, not a curated record. The transcript is spliced from 11 exons. Bases 1 to 2334 code for a protein of 777 amino acids. Lineage: Eukaryota; Fungi; Basidiomycota; Agaricomycetes; Polyporales; Laetiporaceae.